This is a messenger RNA of Terrapene triunguis (Three-toed box turtle), 1016 nucleotides long. RefSeq names its product rap guanine nucleotide exchange factor 6-like. Gene Ontology annotation, biological process: positive regulation of ERK1 and ERK2 cascade. The record is from RefSeq and is a predicted model, not a curated record. NCBI's taxonomy places the organism in Eukaryota, Metazoa, Chordata, Testudines, Emydidae. The transcript has 7 exons. The coding region runs from base 465 to 1016 and encodes 183 amino acids.
CCAGCCACCUCCCCGCGCCCAGCCGGGAGCGCAGCCCCGCAGCCCCCGGCAGCCCGGAUGGGAGGCGCCGGCGGGGAUGCAGCAGCCGCGGAGCGGGACGGCGGAGCCCAGUAGAGUAGGAGCCGGGAGCCGCCGCCAGGCGCCAGGACCUCGGGAGCCCCCGGGCCGCUCUCCCCGCUGCCGGCCGGGCUUGUCCGGGCGGCGGCGCUGCUGAGUCCCGGCGUUUCACCCCAGCGGCCGCGAGCCCGGAGCCGGGCCGGAGCAGCUAGAGGCCGCGCCCGCCGCGCAGCGACAGGAGCCGGGACCCCGGCGGGACCGAGCCCCGCUCCCCAGCCGCGCGCCUUCGGGGCCGGGGCUCGGCGCAGCUUCCAACCCCACUCCGCACCCAGCAGGAGCCGCGGCCGGAGCCCAGGCAGGAGGCGGCGGGGCCGGGGCGCUGCAGCCCGGGGCAGAGAAGGGGCGAGAUGGCGUCGUACGUGGAUAACAGCUUCCGCCAGGCGGUGAUGAAGAACCCGGCGGAGAGGAGCCCCCAGGAUUUGGAGAUAGUGUAUUCUUAUUUACAUGGAAUGGAAGCCUUGUCUAAUCUGAGGGAACACCAACUCAGGCUGAUGUGUGAAACUGUGAGAUAUGAAAGGCAUGAAGCAAACGAAGUUCUGUACUACCCUGAUGAUAUUGGCUCCUGUUGGUAUAUCCUGCUGUCUGGUUCAGUAUUCAUCAAAGAGUCUAUGUUUCUUCCAAGGAGCAGUUUUGGCAAGCGUUCUGCAGGAAGCUUCAGGCGUGGCUGUGAAUGCAUUGUUUUAGAGCCAUCUGAAAUGAUUGUGGUGGACUAUAUGGAUGAAAAUGAAGAAUAUUUCCAGCGUCAAGCUUCCCAUAGACAAUCCCGAAGGAGAUUUAGGAAAAUCAAUCAAAAAGGAGAAAGACAAACCAUUAUUGAUACUGUGGAUCCUUAUCCUGUGGGGAAGCCACCUUUACCUAGAGGUUAUCAUACGAUUGAAAAUUAUAGGCUUUCUUUAUAA